UUUGUCAGCACUCUGGGUGGCUACUGAAAACCAGUGCGACGUACUUCAGCCCACAGAAGAUAGUAGAAAAGGUUCAUCAAAAGGAUUUGAAAGACCCACCUGUUGUUAACAAGACAACUGCUGAAACAUGGUGGAUUACUAUGAAGUUCUGGGAGUGCAGAAGCAUGCCUCAGCAGAAGAUAUUAAAAAAGCGUACCGUAAAUUGGCAUUGAAAUGGCACCCUGAUAAGAAUCCAGAAAAUAAAGAAGAAGCAGAGCAGCAAUUUAAACAAGUGGCCGAGGCCUAUGAAGUUCUGUCAGAUGCUAAAAAACGUGACAUCUAUGACAGAUUUGGAAAAGAAGGCUUAAUAAAUGGAGGUGGAGGUGGAAGUCACCAUGAUAAUCCAUUUGAAUUUGGAUUUACAUUCCGUAACCCAAAUGACGUCUUCAGGGAGUUUUUUGGUGGAAGGGACCCUUUUUCUUUUGACUUCUUCGAAGAUCCUUUUGAGGACUUCUUCGGGGGCAGACGAGGUCCAAGGGGAAGCAGAAACAGAGCUGGCGGAUCAUUUUUCUCUGCCUUUGGUGGAUUCCCAGCUUUUGGAAGUCCUUUUCCUUCAUUUGACACAGGUUUUACUUCGUUUGGUUCUCUGGGACAUGGAGGCCUUACUUCGUUCUCCUCUACGUCAUUUGGCGGUAGUGGGAUGGGAAACUUCAAAUCAGUAUCAACCUCAACUAAAAUAGUUAACGGCAGAAAAAUUACUACAAAGAGAAUUGUUGAGAAUGGACAAGAGAGAGUAGAAGUUGAAGAAGAUGGCCAGUUAAGGUCGCUAACAAUAAAUGGUGAGGCAAAUGAAGAAGCCUUUGCUGAGGAGUGCCGACGGAGAGGACAGCACGCCCUGCCCUUCCAGCCCACCAACACUCGCCUGCUGAAGCCACACAAGCCUGCCAGUUCCCCCAGAUAUGCCUAUCAUUACAAUAGCGAUGAGGUGGAAGAGCAAGAAAAAAGCCGGGUUGCAAGCAGCUUGGAGAACCCCUUUUAUUUAUCAGACAGACAGUGGCUGCUGAAGGACUGGUCGAGUUAGUCAUAAAAACCUACGAUACAAAGAAGGCAGCAAGAGGAGGAAGCAGAAGCAGAGAGAGGAACAGAAGAAGAAGAAGUCAACCAAAGGGAGUUACUAAAAUGGACAUCUCUGCUAUGCCAAUCCCUUUAUUAAAACGGCAACUUACGUUACAUUUGAGCACACCUCUUCUGUGUAUAUUUUUCAAUUGUUCACACUGCUAGUAAGGAAGUGACUCAUGUUUAAGACUGUACUAAAAUUGCACUAUAUUAUUCUUUUUAGUUUUCACAGAGUGGCUUUCUUGCCGGUCAGGUUAAGGAGUUUGGACAGGGCUGAUCGUGGCUAGAAGUGUGUUAUGUUUGACGAUGGAGGGUAUUACAGAAUCUCGUACCUCUUCCUUCCCUGGGACUGAAGUUCCCCUUGCCUAGAAUUAAUUUGUUUUGUGGGAUACAGAGGGUUGUGCAAACACCUGUUUGUUCAGUCACCCCAGCAUCACCAGCAGGCUUGCUGGAAGAAGAGUAAAGCACCAAUCCUGUUCCCUCCAUCACUGAGGGUAGGACUGAGACGUGAGCUCUCUCGUAUGGUAAUUUAUGCAAACUUAAUAAAUGACUUCAAUGUUUUUUUCUUUUUAUCACCCAAGCUGGGCAGCAAAGGUUUGUCCCCGCUAUCAGAAUGAUCCUUCAUUUUAAAGUGUGAGAUGAAGUUACAUCCUUUGGUUUUAACAAACUUGGCGUAAUUAUGGUCUGUAAGCACUCCUACUGAUUUCUGCAACUGUGGUUGACUCCCAAUGAAUCAUUUAGUGAAAUCAUUCCUUAUUUUAAAAUUUUGCUUUCAGAAACUAGAGACAAAUGAGUUAAGUGCCACUUUACAACUGCUCUUCCUGCUGAGUAGAUUUUAGAUAAUGAACAUAUUUCAGAAUCCGUGUAAGAUUUUAUCAGGUUGUUUCUGCAAAGAACUCACAUCUUUAUGUAUGAAAGCAUUCUGUGUCACUUUUAUUGCAGGACCUUUUUUUUUUUUUAAAUUUGAAAAUGUGUCUUCAGUUUAAAGGAAAUCUGCAUUUUCUGGCUAGGUUACUUCCUUGCUUCCCAUAAUCCUCUCAUGUGCAUGAUAUAUUGCUUCCCUUAACCUUCUAGUUUGUACAAAGCCCUUCUGUUGCCUUAAGCAUUUACCUGCAUGUUUCUUGUCAAUAUGUUGCCUCUCUUCUUAACCUCCAGGCGGGAGUUACCAGCCCAUGGUUUUGUGUUGUUCCUUGUGUCUCCUCUUGCCCAUGCGCUGUUGAUGUAACAGACUUAAACCUGGCAAUAUUGAAAGUCUGCAGUUCCUGGAGAAACUCACUCAUCCUAAUAGAGCAAUGCAUAUGACGGUGUAAGGAAGGAGCUAAACAGAAAAAUCAAGUCUGCAUUUUAGCAUGGUUUGAUAUAACAAAUUCUGUGUCUGGUAUCUGAGCAGUUUAGCUUCAAAUACAUGACAUAAUGUAACCUUACGCAAACAUAAAACCAUACGUGAACUGUUAGGGUGUUUAAAUUAAGCUCAAUAUGAAAUAAGACUGAGUACCAGUUUUCUGUCACUUAAGUAUCACUUUUUCAUUUUGUGCAGUGUUACUAAUAUUUAAAAAUAAAGAAAAUUCUCCUUUA
Molecule: messenger RNA, 2670 nt
Organism: Meleagris gallopavo (turkey)
Lineage: Eukaryota; Metazoa; Chordata; Aves; Galliformes; Phasianidae
Source: RefSeq, a predicted model, not a curated record